This is a messenger RNA of Erigeron canadensis, 1469 nucleotides long. Its product is annotated as LRR receptor-like serine/threonine-protein kinase ER1. The transcript is spliced from 2 exons. Gene Ontology annotation, molecular function: protein binding. Bases 54 to 1118 code for a protein of 354 amino acids. Lineage: Eukaryota; Viridiplantae; Streptophyta; Magnoliopsida; Asterales; Asteraceae. The record is from RefSeq and is a predicted model, not a curated record.
UAGACCCUAUAGAUUUUUUAGCAUUACAAUCAAUAAAAAAAUCUUUACAAGACAUGCCCGGAUCAAAUUAUUUUACAUCAUGGGAUUUCACAUCCGACCCAUGUAACUUCGCCGGAGUUUUUUGCUCUGGCGAAAGAGUCAUUUCUUUAAACCUCGGAGACCCACGCGCCGGCGCGCCUGGUCUUUCUGGCCGGAUUGACCCAGCCAUCGGUAAGUUGACCCAGCUCGCGGAACUCACCAUUGUCCCCGGCCGUGUAAUGGGUCAACUUCCGGCGACCAUUUCUGAGCUUAAAAAUCUCCGGUUUAUCGGUAUCAGUCGUAAUUUUAUCUCUGGCAAGAUUCCGGUGGCAUUGAGUCAACUCACUGAGUUAAGAACACUUGAUUUGAGUUACAACAACCUCGCCGGAAAUAUACCCCCGGCGGUCGGAAGUCUACCGGCGUUAACCAACCUUGUUUUAUGUCAUAAUCAUUUGUCCGGUUCAAUCCCUUCUUUUGUUUCACAAACAUUAACCCGGUUGGACCUUAAACACAACAACUUAACCGGUCCGAUUGAACCGGGAUCACUCCCAUCAUCUUUACAAUAUCUUUCCCUUUCUUGGAACCGGUUCAACGGUUCACUAGAAUAUGUGCUCCCAAAUCUAAACCAGCUUAACUAUUUAGACUUAAGCUUGAACCGGUUCACAGGUCCAAUACCGAGUUGUGUAUUUUCGUUCCCAAUAACAAAUCUUCAACUCGAACGAAAUUUAUUUUCUGGCCCGGUUCAACCGUUCAAUGAUGUUUCGAUCCCAACUGUUGAUCUUAGUCAUAAUAUGUUGUAUGGGCAAGUGUCACCAUUAUUUUCAAAAGUGCAAAAUCUUUAUUUAAAUAAUAACCGGUUCACUGGGUCAGUUCCGACUGUCUUAGUGGACCGGUUAACGGGUGGAGAUAUACAAUUGUUAUAUCUCCAACAUAACUAUUUAACGGGGGUUCCAAUAGAUCCAAUGGUUGAGAUUCCUUUAAGUAGUUCGUUAUGUUUACAAUAUAAUUGUAUGGUGUUACCGAUUCAAACUCCAUGCCCGAUUGAAGCUGGUACUCAGAAGACCCGACCCACAACACAAUGCAUGCAAUGGAAAGGGUGAAAAUGUUGCAAUGUUUUGUAAAGUUUUUAUGGAAAAAUGAAAUUUUGAGCAUAUGCAAUUUUUGGCACAAGGAUAUGAAUGCUAGUAAUUUAGUAUGUUGUUCAUGACAAUUGAUGUUCUGGAAUAGGUUGCUUAUGAGAGGCAUAUUGUAUUGCCAUAUAACAUAUAAAUUCCAUUAUAUACUAUGAUCAUUAUUUGAAUGUAUGUAAGCAUUGUGUGCUCAACCGCACCUGAGCCCGGGACACAUGAUGCGCGACGGAACUUCCAUCGUUACCUUGUUAUGAUAUACAAAUCACUUUACUUUGUCUAUAUAUGUUAAUUACUAUAGUUUAUUUUACUCAAAUGUCAUUA